AUGGCAAAGAAGAAAGGCUUGUUCACUGUAUUGAAAAGGAUUUUUGUUUCUGAAGCUAACUCAGAGAAGAAAGAGAAGAGAAGAAAAUGGACAUUUUGGAAGCUUAGGGUUAAGAAGAGAUUGCCUUCCAUUACAGCACCUCCAGAGCACAGGACGAUAGGCGAAUCGCUCGACGAACAUAAGGAGGAAAGUGUGUCUGAUGUAGGUGAGGUCAGCCAAGUAUUUUGUAGUCGACAGUUAGAUUCCAUAGAAGAGUUAAAAGAUUCAACAUCUCCAGAAACUUCUGAUCUGGUAGUCCAAUAUCAAAUGUUUCUAAGUAGAGAGGAAGAAGUUCUCGCUGCUACUCGGAUUCAGACAGCUUUUCGUGGUCAUCUUGCAAGGAAAGCUUUGCGUGCGUUGAAGGGAAUAGUGAAGCUUCAAGCAUAUAUCAGAGGUCGUGCAGUGAGACGCCAAGCAAUGACUACACUAAAAUGCUUGCAAUCUGUUGUGAACAUUCAGUCACAGGUUUACGGUAAGAGAACACAAAUUACCGGUGUUGCUCAGAGAGAUUACGAAGAGAGCAAUAAAUUUCAGAUAUUCAGUGAGAACAUGCUCAAGGUGGACACAAACAGUCAAAAGCGAUGGGACGAUAGUCUUUUAACAAAAGAAGAGGCGGAAGCUGUGGUCAUGAGCAAGAAAGAAGCUUCACUAAGAAGAGAAAGGAUAAAGGAAUAUGCAGUCACUCACCGGAAAUCCGCGGAGUCAUACCAGAAACGGAGCAACACGAAAUGGAAGUACUGGUUAGACGAAUGGGUAGAUACCCAAAUAACCAAGAGCAAAGAGCUUGAAGAUCUCGACUUGUCUUCAAAAACAAAGCCAAAAGACGAAACUUUGAAUAAAACUCCAAGGAACUCAUCGCCGAGAAGAUUGGCGAAUAAUCAUAAAAGACAUGUUUCGAUAGGUGAAGAGGAACAACAGAACCCCGGCGCAGGUGCAGUCACUACACCAACUUAUAUGGUUGCAACAGAGUCUGCAAAGGCAAAAUCAAGAUCUAUGAGCUCCCCAAGGAUAAGACCAAGAAGUUUCGACACACAGUCAGAGAGUUACUCGCCGUAUAAAAACAAGCUGUGCCUCACCACUUCGGUUAUGAGCGAAGCGCCAAGCAAAGUCAGGAUCGCCAACAAUGGCAGUAAUACUAGGCCAAGUGCAUACCAACAAAGGUCUCCAGGGUUAAGGGGAUUUAACAUAGGCCCUUUGAAAUCAUGCAAUAGUACACCACUGAACGAUCUCAGCAUUAAUUCGGAACGGUCUCUACCGAGCUGGAACAAGCAGAGUAGCUUGAGAUGA
This is a messenger RNA of Arabis nemorensis, 1326 nucleotides long. NCBI's taxonomy places the organism in Eukaryota, Viridiplantae, Streptophyta, Magnoliopsida, Brassicales, Brassicaceae. The record is from the annotation of a GenBank genome assembly.